GGAUUGACGAGGGACAAGAGUCAUUAAUGAAGGCAUUCGAGGGCGGGAAGGGGAGAGAGAAAGACCGGUGCAUUGUCACCAAGGACCUUGGAAUUCAGAGUAUCGGAAUGCUAUAAAAGCGCUUUGUAUAGCAUGACACCACAUUACUACAUCCCUUCUUCCCAACCUCCCGCGGCCAGUUUUGUUGUUUUUCCGACGACAAUAACUGAUUCGAAUUCUGGAAGCAAUGUUCGCUCGGUCACCAGCCAACCUCGCCCGCCCACGAAAUGGGGAGGCUGACCAUUCCAUAAAUAAUUUAGGUGAUGAUAAAGCUAUGUCAGCCGCUAUGCUGCACAAGUGCUUAUAUGCCAGCAGCAGUAGGUAGUACUGCUCUUAUACCCUUUGCAACCCGACCGCCGAGUCGUUCGCGAACAAGUCCGCCACUGUCCUUACUCGUCAGCGCUCGCGAAAAUGUCUUCCAUUCUGCACACCUUUGCCCUCUUUCUUCGCAAAUUCUCGUCAUUCGUUAUAGGACUGUUCCACUUGUUCUUCGGUCUCUUUACCCGUGGAAGGCAAGCGACUCAGGAAUCCAAUACACCAGGAACUGAGGGCCGGAGCUUCUUCACUAUCGUUCAACUUGUUUCAUCCCAGAAGCCGAAAGGGUUGAAGCCUUUCGUGCUGCCAAAGAAUGUCGUCUUGCGGCAGCUUGAAGAAGCCAGAUGUAAGACUACCCAAGGCCGAGAGAUGGCAUCGUCGACAAAUUUCAGUGACCCGGAGCUUGGUCGUUGUAAUGUCGUCAAUCUUCGGGGAUCUCCACAACUAUCUCAUCCCCUGUUCGAUCGCCCGGAAUUACCUAUGCCUUCGUUUUCUCCUCUCUCAUCCUAUGCAUUCCCGAAGCAUUAUUCCGAUGAAUAUGUGUUCCGCAGCUCUUGGCCACCUAUCUUGGGCACGCAGCUACAGCCCGGCAAGAACUCGCUUCCCUGCGAUGCAGACCUAUCAACAUCCCUGUCAUCUGCUUCCCUCAAAGUAUGGACCAGUUCUCCUCAAGGCAAACAAUUGCGCUCGCCUACUCAUCCGAACUGCUCCUACUCGCCGAGUGCAGGAGAGAAUCGGUUCGCUUCUCCAUUCGGUGACAGAGGCAGCACAUACUUCGCUCCAUACUUCAAAGGUGUCCCUUCUGUCGCAUCUGCAUCUGAUCUACUCGACUUCUCGGUCUACACUAGCUCCCCGCGUGUCAACGUGGAUUACUCCUCCGCCAUUGAUGCUUCCGGUGACAUCCAGCCGCCGGAGAAACUGAGGUUCAAGAGCUCUACUAUGAUCUACGACCCCGCUAUCCGAGAGGUGUUCACGCUACGUCCUAGCUACGGCACACGUACUCCGGGGAGUGGAGGACGCAACUUCCGGAAACUCGUUUCAUCCACACCCUCUUUGUCAUCGAUCUCAUCCGUUUCCGACUGGUCGCCGUCCGGUCUCUUUACAAGUGUGGGUGAACGAACAUCUUCCUCUCCUUGCACGACGCACACAAGAUCCGUCUCGGCUCUGUGUAUCUCCGGUUCUUGCGACCUGCCCGAUGCUGAAAUUGGCGGGAAUCACCCUAGCUCCGUUCCACGGGUCUCUGUCCGCCAUGUAGGAUUUUCUGCGAAGAAGAGCAUCGUUCCAAACACCGUGUCUUGCCCUGACAUACCUUAUUCUAUCGUUCGUGCCACCACUGGUGAGGGUGAAGUUAUCAUUUCUUAGUACUGUAUAGUUGUAGUUGAUUGUGACGUGAAGUUUGUAUGAUCAUUUCCCAGACAUAUCAAGAGUAGCUAUAUAACAUGAGCGGAUGUUCGUGAGUACAGUUUGAGUGGAC
Molecule: messenger RNA, 1828 nt
Organism: Suillus fuscotomentosus
Lineage: Eukaryota; Fungi; Basidiomycota; Agaricomycetes; Boletales; Suillaceae
Exons: 1
Coding region: 451-1716 (421 amino acids)
Source: RefSeq, a predicted model, not a curated record